UAAUAUAAGUUGAUUUUUUAAUGUUUUUCAUAAAGAUAUUCGACAUUUGUUUUAUGGUAUAUGUGGGUACAGAGUAAUAGUGUUGCCUUAAAAUUGGUGAGGGUUGUAUGAGGUCAUAAUUAAUAAUAUAAUAUUUAGAUGGUUCUAUGAAUUUAAAUUUUGUAAAAUGUAUAAAUUAGAAUGUUUAUAGUUUAAUUUAGUUAAAUUUUAGAACGAUGAAAACAUUAUGCAUACGACGUGUCUUAACAUUUUAAGAGAUUUUUUUUUUUAGUUUUGACAAGGAAAAAAACUUAUACAAUGACAGAUAUAAUUUAAUUAUUCUGUUAGUACAGUAGAAAUUUCUAAAUGAAACAUCAAAGGAACCCCAUAGCUUGUCGCAUUAACCAAUAGGUUGUACAAAACGAUGCACAAAAACAUAAAAAAUUCAGUUGGUACUUAAGAUUUUGUGUGUAUUACCCGUUAUAAUAUGAUGAUAUUUAUUUAAGUUUAAUUUAUAAUCUGUUAUAAACAUUUAUUUAAAUAUUUAGUGCCAAUGUAAAGGGAAGCUAGGUAUAUAUGAAAAAAAUUUUUAAAUAAAACAAACACUACAUUUUUUAUAGUAUUAUUUUAUUAUUGUGAUUUAGAAUGCAGACUAUAAAUGCUCACCGCUUUUGAUAAUGGUGGUGAAAUGAUGGAUUUGGUGUUCAAGCACUUAAUUAUCCUGUGUUUGAAAUAUUAUCACCGAUGCAAAGUUAGAUUUAAGUACGCUUCCUCUCUCGUUGCUUUUACAUAAUAUUGUGACAUAGAUAUCAAUAAAAUACGGCCCCGUAUUUGUAAUAGCGAUUAAAAAAAAUAGAAAAGAAUAUUAAUAUUGGUCUUAUCCGCAUUAUGUGGAUCAAUAACGCUUUAAACUCAAAAUUCAGCACUUGUACACCAAAGCAUGGUACGCACUUUACAUAUUUAUAUAAUUUUAUGACGAUUACACUUUGAAGGUACGCCGAGAUAAAAUAGUUUACAAACAUAAAAUAUCUCACUGCUGCGGCACCGUGUAUUUAAGUACGUUGAUCCACUCGUCGGUGAUACAUUCCGACGAAAACGGUUCUACCUCCAUCUACAUCUUUGUCUCCGUCUUCGGAGCCGAGUACCGCCGCCCGCCAUAAACUAUAUAAGUUUGGCGACACAUCCGCCAACCCAUCAAUCAUGUGGACAUUCGUCGUGUGUGUUUUGGCUUGUGCGCUACAGGUGUCUGCAGCUACCUCUGUUCAGGAAUCAGAUUCUAAAUAUUGGAUUGAAAAUGGAAAACGAAUGUUGGAAGAAAAGUCGAAAUUACAAUUACGAACAAACAAGGCGAAAAAUGUUAUAAUGUUCCUAGGAGACGGUAUGUCAUUAACCACGUUGACGGCUGCUCGGAUAUAUAAAGGUCAGUUGCAGAACAUAUCAGGCGAAAGUGAACACUUGAGUUUUGAACAGUUUCCGUUCACCGGAAUAUCAAAAACGUAUUGCGUUGACAGUCAAGUGGCUGAUUCAGCGUGUACCGCUACAGCAUAUUUGUGUGGUGUCAAGACCAACAAAGCUACAAUUGGAGUAACAUCUAAAGUACUCUUAGGAGACUGUCCGGCAUCGGUGCCUGAAGAGCACCGCGUGACUUCCAUAAUGCAAUGGGCGCAAUGGGCUGGCAAGGCAACCGGAAUUGUUACCACGACCCGAGUUACUCACGCGUCUCCGGCAGGGGGUUACGCACAAACCGCGCAUCGCGACUGGGAAUCUGAUGAAGAUAUGAUAAAAGAAUCCAGUGGUAAAACCAAUCUCACACAGUGUGAAGACAUAGCUUUACAACUAAUAACAAAAGAACCUGGUAGAAACUUCAAGGUUAUCAUGGGUGGUGGUCGCGACAAUUUUAUGAAGAAGGAGGUGAAUUCUACGGGAAAACGUAAUGACGAAGACUUAGUACUUAAUUGGAAGAAUGACAAGAAAACUCGAUUUGCUGAUAAGGUUGCUAAGUACAUAACGAACAGGGAGGAACUAAUGAAAACGGAUAUGUCUAAAACCGAUUUUGUGUUAGGUCUUUUUCACCGGAGUCACAUGGACUACAGAUUAAAAUCUAAUUUUGUGACGCAGCCCACGUUACAAGAAAUGACCAGAAAUGCUAUUCAGCUGCUCCAGAAAGAACCAAAUGGCUACGUUCUUUUUGUAGAAGGUGGCCUCAUCGACAAAGCUCAUCACGAAACGUGGGCGAGAGUUGCGCUCGAUGAAACAUUAGAAUUUUCCAAAGCCGUGGCGGACGCUGUGGCGUUGACAAGUGAAGAUGACACAUUAAUCGUGGUAACUUCAGACCAUGCGCAUACCAUGUCAAUGGCUGGUUAUCCUAAACGAAACGCUAAUAUUCUUGGUUUAACAAAUGAACUUGCCAUGGAUAAUAUGACGUACACAACUCUGAGCUACGCCAAUGGUCCAAAAAAGUCCUUCACAAAUGAUAGCACAUGCCAUAGGGUCAACGUGACUAGCGAAGAUAUAAAAAAAUUGGACUAUACAUAUCCAAGUCUGGUUGAUUUAUCUAGUGAGACUCACGGAGGAGAUGACGUUAUGGUAUUUGCAAGGGGUCCUAUGUCUCAUUUAUUCACCGGAAACUAUGAGCAAAAUCAAAUUGCUCUUGGUAUGGCAAUGGCUGCUGGUAUUUCCACCAAUCCACCUACAUCUAGUUCUAGCAGUAGUGUUAAUACACCAUUUUUUUUUGCUGGACACACUGUUCUUGCAGUAUUGUUGUUGGGUCUCAUUGGAAUUUCACAGUCUAGUUUAUAAAUCUCAAUAAAAUAAUAUAAUGAUAAGUUAAUUUUUAUUUGUAUGUUAUAAAUUAUAAAUAUUAUUUACAUUAAAUAUAAGUAACAGUUUUAAAUAUAUUUAUUUUUGUUGGUUUUAAAAA
Rhopalosiphum maidis (corn leaf aphid) is the source of this 2899-nucleotide messenger RNA. RefSeq names its product membrane-bound alkaline phosphatase-like. Gene Ontology annotation, molecular function: alkaline phosphatase activity. The coding region runs from base 1180 to 2778 and encodes 532 amino acids. The record is from RefSeq and is a predicted model, not a curated record. NCBI's taxonomy places the organism in Eukaryota, Metazoa, Arthropoda, Insecta, Hemiptera, Aphididae. The transcript has 6 exons. Gene Ontology annotation, biological process: dephosphorylation.